This is a messenger RNA of Harmonia axyridis, 1923 nucleotides long. RefSeq names its product zinc finger protein 64-like. The transcript is spliced from 2 exons. Gene Ontology annotation, cellular component: nucleus. Gene Ontology annotation, biological process: regulation of transcription by RNA polymerase II. The coding region runs from base 238 to 1887 and encodes 549 amino acids. Gene Ontology annotation, molecular function: DNA-binding transcription factor activity, RNA polymerase II-specific; RNA polymerase II transcription regulatory region sequence-specific DNA binding. The record is from RefSeq and is a predicted model, not a curated record. Lineage: Eukaryota; Metazoa; Arthropoda; Insecta; Coleoptera; Coccinellidae.
ACCGUGUUAAUUAUUAACUUAGCAGAAGCUCAGCAAGAAAUCAUUAUCUAAUGCCCCCGAAAAGGCUAUAGUUAAUUGUCGAUUUGUCGAAGACUAUCUGACAAAAAAUCACCUCUAUGACCGACAUUGAAUUUUUUUUUUGACAGAUCUCUGAAUAUUAGAGUGAGGUUAUAUUCAAAAAAUAUUUACAAGAAAAAUACUUAGAAAACAAAAUUUUACUAAUUAUUGCUACUUGAAAUGUGGUCUAUUGAACCAGAAACAAAAGAUGUUCAUUAUUCAUCAGAAUGUAGAACAAAUAUUGCCGAGAAUAACGAGUUGGCAACUUCUAGAACAAAUGACGAAAAUUACAAAACCCACUAUCCAGAUGAUGAAAUUCAAGACAAGAAGUUUGAAAUUUCAGACAUUUGUGUAGGAAGGGAUGAAUAUAGUUCGACUGAGAAAAAAAUAUUUGAGGUAAAGAAAGAAAAUGAUAACGUAUAUGAUAUGAAUGAGGAAGAUAUUCUUAGUUCUAACUUAAAAAAUGAAAAAGAUUAUGAAAGUAAAAUGAAUGAUGCAAAUAAUUGUGUAGACCAGAUUCAGCCUUCUGAUUGUGCUAAAGAAAGACAAGACAUUUCUGAAAUACCUCAGAAUGGUGAAACAAAAGAAGAUCAACAUAGUUGUCACUUAUGUGAAUAUUCUUCUGCUAAGAAAAGAUACCUCACACAACAUAUCAAGUUUGUGCAUUUAAAUUUGAAGAAACACAAAUGCGACUGGUGUGAUUAUGCUGCAAAUCAAAAAGCCACCCUCAACCAUCAUAUGAAUUCCAUUCAUUUGAAUGAUAAACAGCACAAAUGUGACUAUUGUGAUUAUGCUGCUAUUCAAAAAACUCAUCUGAAAGAUCACGUAAAUUCAGUUCAUUUGAAUGUGAAGAGGUACAAAUGUACAUCAUGUGAUUAUGGUGCAUAUUAUAAAGUGAACCUAAAUAAUCAUAUAAAUGCUGUUCAUUUGAAUGAAAAACAGUAUAAAUGUGACUUAUGUGAUUAUGCUGCAACACAAAAAUAUCAUCUUACAGAUCAUGUGAAUUCUGUUCAUUUAAAAGUGAAGGAACAUAAAUGUUCCAUGUGUGAUUAUGCUGCCAAUCAAAAGAGGCGCCUGAAUAACCAUAUAAAUUCUGUUCAUUUGAAUGAGAAGCAGCAUAAAUGUGGCUUAUGUGAUUACGCUUCAACUCAAAAGCGCCUUCUCAAAGAUCACCUAAAUGCUGUACAUUUAAACUUGAAGUUACAUAAAUGUACAUUAUGCGAUUAUGCUGCAAACCAAAAGGGGCACCUCAAAACUCAUAUGAAUUUCGUACAUUUAAAUGUGAAGCAGCAUAAAUGUGAAUCUUGUGAUUAUACUGCAAUUCAAAAAUCUCAUCUCCGAGAUCACGUAAAUUCUGUUCAUUUGAAUGUGAAGAAACAUAAAUGUACAUUAUGUGAUUAUGCUACGAAUCAAAAAGGUCACCUAAAGAAUCAUAUAAAUGCUGUUCAUUUAAAUGAGAAGCAGCAUAAAUGUGAUUCAUGUGAUUAUGCCGCUAUUACAAAAUAUCUUCUCACAGAUCAUAUAAAUUCUGUCCAUUUAAAAGUGAAGAAAUAUAAAUGUUCUAUAUGUGAUUAUGGUGCUUAUCAUAAAAGAUACCUUGAUAGGCAUAUGAAUUCCGUUCAUUUGAAUGAAAAGCAGUACAAAUGUGACUCAUGUAGUUAUGCCACAACUCAAAAAUGUUCUCUCAAAGCACACAUAAAUUCUGUACAUUUAAACUUGAGGCAACAUAAAUGUUCCUUAUGUGAUUAUGCUGCAAACCAAAAAAGGCACUUGAAAAAACAUAUAAAUUCCAUUCAUUCAAAUAUGAAGUUGAAACAAGAAAUUAUGUGAGCAUGUUAGAAAGCUUCAGAAAAAACUCACAAAAUA